AUGCACAUUGCGGACAUGGCUGUCUCUGUGUUUGUAGUAGUGAUCAUCGCCGUCUCGUUUCUGUCCAACGUGGUGGUACUGAUCUGCUUUCUGUACAACCAGGAGAUUCGAAAGCAGGUGCCCGGGUUGUUUAUCCUCAACCUAACCGUCUGCAACCUGUUGCUCACCGUGUCCAAUAUGCCUCUAACUCUGGUCGGACUUAUCAACAAAGGAAACACUGGAGGCAGCGGGUUCUGUCAAACUGUGGGUUUCCUGGACACUUUUCUCACCACCAACUCAAUGCUCAGUAUGGGGGCUUUGAGCAUCGAUCGAUGGGUGGCAGUGGUUUUUCCGCUGAGCUACCACUCCAGAAUACGACACCGGGACGCAGUGAUAGGGCUUGGAUACACGUGGAUGCACUCGCUCUCGUUCUCCACGGUGGCCACUUGCUCUUCCUGGGUUGGGUACCAUCACCUUUACGCAUCAUGUACGCUCUGCAAUGCGAGAGCAAGCGGCUCCCGGACGCAGUUUAUCAUCUACACUGUGGUUUUACACUCUCUCACUUUUCUCUUGACCUUAAUCGUGUUGUGUGUAACGUACCUGAAAGUUCUGAAAGUUGCGCGGUUUCACUGUAAACGCAUCGACGUGAUCACUAUGCAGACCUUAUUGCUGCUUGUGGAUAUUCACCCGAGUGUGCGCCAGCGAUGCCUGGAUGAGCAGAGACAGCGGAGGCAGAGAGCCACCAAGAAGAUCAUCACAUUCAUUGGAACGUUUGUGGUGUGCUUCGCCCCUUACGUCAUCACGAGAAUCUUCGAGCUCUUCACGCUAGGACAGAUAAACCCUCACUGGGGUGUCUUGUCUAAGUGUUUGGCCUACAGCAAGGCAGCCUGCGACCCUUUUGUCUACUCACUGCUUCGGAACCAGUACAGGAAGACAUGCAGCGACCUGACCAACAAGAUCCUGAAGAGAAGUUCCUUUAACUCCUCCUCCCGCAUGGUGGAGAACGGCAGGGCCAACGACACCAUAAACAUCAAACCCAGCCAUUGA
Salvelinus sp. IW2-2015 is the source of this 1026-nucleotide messenger RNA. Its product is annotated as G-protein coupled receptor 26-like. Gene Ontology annotation, cellular component: membrane. Lineage: Eukaryota; Metazoa; Chordata; Actinopteri; Salmoniformes; Salmonidae. The record is from RefSeq and is a predicted model, not a curated record. Gene Ontology annotation, molecular function: G protein-coupled receptor activity. Gene Ontology annotation, biological process: adenylate cyclase-activating G protein-coupled receptor signaling pathway.